Messenger RNA from Lentinula edodes (shiitake mushroom), 1287 nucleotides. RefSeq lists its product as uncharacterized. NCBI's taxonomy places the organism in Eukaryota, Fungi, Basidiomycota, Agaricomycetes, Agaricales, Omphalotaceae. The transcript has a single exon. Gene Ontology annotation, biological process: proteolysis. The coding region runs from base 1 to 1287 and encodes 428 amino acids. Gene Ontology annotation, molecular function: metallopeptidase activity. The record is from RefSeq and is a predicted model, not a curated record.
AUGACAUCCACUUCUGAUGUCUGCUCCCAUUUGAGUUUGACCUUGAUACCCUCUCAGUCUGCAUUUGACACCGGAUUUUCAUGGCCAACUGCACAGAAACGCGCUGCGGCAGUCACACUUCAGGGCAGAGCUCCUUUGAAUCCCUCGAACCCUGCUCAAAUACUCUUCCCUGCCCCUUUGGUCCUUCCCGAAGAUGAACUUUCUCUCGAUCCAAAGUAUCCCGCUCAGAGCCUACGUUCUUGGACACGGUCAAAAGAACGGAAUCGAGUUACAAAGGAGAAAAGGACAAUAUACGUUGCAGAACCACCUUCCGUGGACCCAAAUCUUGAUGCUAUCCAACAAUGGUCUCAGCCAAAGGUACCCCGGGUUACUGUGAUGUCCGAACCUCGAAUACAAGAGGUCCUUGAUUAUCUAACCGCGUUCUAUCACGGUGUGAAUGUCAAGCGGCUACCUACGAAGCUUGUAUACACUAGCUGGAACACUGGAAAGUUACCGUCCAACAUCGGUAAGAAGCACGGUCAUAUAGGACUAAAUAUUGGCAACGAGUGUGUCCGUAUUCGCACAAGAGUUUCAAAAGAUUUUUUUAUCCAACAACUCAACCUCGAUGAUUUGCUUGAUGCUGCAACGUCUUUACUGCCCAAUGACGCAUAUGCCCUCCUCCUCCUCGUCUCGCACGACAUUUACGAAAACGAGGAAGACGACUUUGCUUGUGGGCGCGCUUACGGUGGGAGUCGUAUUGCAGUUGUGAGCACUGCACGCUAUAAUCCUGUUCUCGAUGUUGUUCAGAACAUCGACCGCGAACAUUCGUGGCCUGCAUCACAUUGUUCGACUUAUAUACAGUCAUGUUGUACCCAAAGUGCAAAAUCUUUGAGGAAGAAGCGGCACAAAAAAACAGGCACAAAAAAGGAACUUGGGCAGUCUUCCAACGAUGGUUCUGGGCCGAUUCAUGCAGCGUUGGCCGCCCAUCGUGCGCUUCCUUCUUCGCAAUCUCCCAGUGCCUGCUCUGGCUUAUGGCUCGCUCGUGUCUGCCGCACUGCUAGCCACGAACUUGGGCACUGUUUCGGAAUGGAUCACUGCAUUUACUAUGCUUGCGCAAUGCAAGGUACAGCUUCUUUAGCUGAAGACGCUCGACAGCCACCUUAUGUUUGCCCAGUCGAUUUAGCGAAGAUACUGCAAGCUUGUAGUACCACCAGAGAAUUACGUUACGAGGCAUUACUCUCAUUUUGUGAUAGAUACAAAGACGUGCGCCAUUUCAGUGCCUUUGCAGCCUGGAUCAGGAGCCAAUAA